CACUCUAGGCAUCCUCUGCCCAAUCGACCGGGACGCAGGCGUGGCUCAACACGGCUUCGACGUAACCCGGCCCAUACCUAGCCUCUCACAGUGGUGCUUACCAAGAUGCUUCUAUUUUCACUUAUCGCUUCAGAGUCACUCACUCACCGCGCCUUUUUGUGGUUCCAGCUCCAGAAACAGUGUCCGAAGUGGCUCGGAGCAUGGCAAAGUGGCGGGCGGCCCGAACAACCAGCGCGUAUUGAGAACUACGGAACGCUUUUCUGUUAUGUCAUCUCUCUUCACCCAUUCCCUUCCCCGGGCGAUGUCUUGCAUGCCCAGAUUGGGCUGGUCAAGAUGUGAACGUGACAUUGAGGCAUCCAGUAUAUUGACAGGGGCAGAGACGGUUAAGAGUUCGUCCAUCGUCAGUUGUCAAGGCGAAGAUUUACAUAAACACCAGCAGCGUCUUCUUUGAACUUGGACGAUCUGAACACAGAGAAGCAAUCUGGCAUAUGAAGAAGAUCAGAUCCUCCUUCACAGUCAAUCACGACGUCAAACUAAGCUCACUGUAGUUCACGAUGGAGCUCACGCCAAACACCAGCCCAAGGGAAGCCAAUAGCCCGGGAGAUACGCAGCAACGUGCUGGGGCCGCCAAAUCAAAAGCCACCAUUAGAGCAUCCCUCGCCUGUGUGCCCUGUCGAUCAAAGCACGUCAAGUGUGACUCGGCCUUACCAACCUGCCUAAGAUGCCGCUUGGAAGAAAAGACCUGCUACUACGCAAAGUCUCGCCGAGGUAUUCGGGAUGCCAAGAAACGCAGCCUCAUCAACGAUCCUAUCGCACCUCCUUCAGUCUCGCCGGACACGCCAGUCUCUUUCCCAUCUCCCGAGGUGGCGAGCUUCGAUAUUCCCAUUCAUGUAGUCGACAAGCUACCCUGUGGAUGGUCUCUGGCCAGGAGCUCUCAUCUUCCUGACUUGAACACCGCAUCACCGACUUCGCUGCUCUUCGACCUUUACUUCACCAACUUUCACGAUACCCAUCCGUGGCUCCUCCCCAGAAACCAGCUCCUAAGUCGUAUUCGGUCGAACCCUGAGCCUUUCCAUUUCCUCACAAGCUGUAUCAUGUACGUGGGAUCACUCUUCUCAAAUGCUGUCUCAUCAGAGGAACUUCGAGAGAAAGCAUUCAGUCUCGCAAGUGGCAGCUUGCCUAUGACUUGCUGGACUGUACAGGGUCUGCUCGUUCUCAGUGUUGCCGCUUUUGGCGAGGGUCGAUUGGACUUGAGUGCGGGGUGGAUGGACGCUGCGACUCAGAUUGCCCUCGAUCUCGGCAUGCAAGAUAAGUCGUUUGCAGAUGCCGCAGGUGAUCCUUUCGUCGCAGAGAGCUCACGGAGGACCUACUGGGCCCUGUACUGGCAAGGCAACAUGCGAGCGAUGCGCGAGGACUCGCCCACUUUCAUGUUGUCCGGCGUUGUCGCAACCACUGAACUUCCAUGUGAAGAAUGGGAAUAUCAGUCAGGGGAGAUCCCACAGCCGCUGUCCCUGAAGAAGUACAACGCAAGAGAUCCUAUGGAUGAAACGAGCUAUUCGUCGUGGACGUAUCUCAUUGAUCUGUGCCGGUUGAGCACGGAGUUGAUACUCCCUAUGCCAACACUGCCACCAGGACUGUUGUCUAAUGCCAUCGAUAGAGCCGACUCCAGAUUGGUCAGUUGGCUCAUUAAUCUACCUAAAUGGAAACAACAGUUGGUGGACUCGGGAGGUGCAGUUGAUAUGGUUCUGUUUCACGCGAUGGCCUACGCGCAUAGCCUGAGGAUCAAGAUGCAACUACCCAUGGAAGCGUCGGGAUUUGGGAUCCGGGACCUGCUCACGCUUGGCCCGCUCUUCAAAGCGCGCGACAUGACCUUACCUCGGAUGCCGCGAUGCUCCAGCUCGCCGUAUCCAUGGCUCGAAUGCUCAACCGCCCUACAAGCAGGCCUCUCAACAAUCGGUCUCUUCAACUUCUCGCUGCCGCCGGCCCGAUACAGCCCUGCGUGCAUCAUCGGGCUGCGAAGGGCCGCUCUCGCACUGCUUGAUGCGAGAAUGUAUGGUGGGUCAGAUUCACCGGCUCUGCUUGAGAAGCUUGAUCUCCUGCUCGGCGUACUCAAGGUUGCCGGAGAGAUGUGGCCCAUCGCAAGAAGCAUUGGCAAUGAGGUCAGUGAUGUGUUGAGAGAGCUUAGUGUGACCAGCAGCCGUAACAACGUCAAUCAGUUGAAUUCAUGCAUGGAUGCUUUCAUCACCGAUAUGUCAGCUUCUGCUGUGGCUCCGGAUCCUGGCAUGUUUCCAUUCCCUGAGCCAAGAACAGUGGAGGAGAUGUUCAACUGGAGCACUGGAAUCAUGAACAUGGGAUUGUGAGAUGAUGAUAGCGGUAGGAUUAUGAGCUAGGCGC
Molecule: messenger RNA, 2394 nt
Organism: Colletotrichum scovillei
Lineage: Eukaryota; Fungi; Ascomycota; Sordariomycetes; Glomerellales; Glomerellaceae
Exons: 3
Coding region: 555-2360 (601 amino acids)
Biological process (GO): regulation of DNA-templated transcription; DNA-templated transcription
Molecular function (GO): DNA-binding transcription factor activity, RNA polymerase II-specific; zinc ion binding; DNA binding
Source: RefSeq, a predicted model, not a curated record